AUGAGUUUGAAACAUCCACCGGCAGCAAAUUAUCGUAAGAGACCAACGGUAUCAGUUCAGCAAAACAACUUUUUAUCCGCUCAUGAAGAAGAACUGGAGGGCGAAGAGGAAAAAACAAGCUUUCAGAAAGAAGUUGACGUUCUUGUUCGAGAACAAGAAUGGCUUAAAGUCUAUGAUACUCAUCGAACGCUUUUGAAGUUGCGUAAACACUAUCAGUUUCAGCUUCAAAAAGUUCUUAUUGAAUGUUGUCGUCGGCUUCAUGUUUCUAAUAAAUUAUAUCCAUCGCUAGAUAUUGGCGCUCGGCCUGCAUCAAGCGAACAAUUGCAUUUGAAGCAACGAAACGGGAUGGACAAUUUGAAGGCAACAGUUGUCUUAGUUGGAGAAAACAUUAUUCAGAGCGAGGUUAGUUUCAAGUACGCAAAAGCGCCAGGUGGAGUUUUAAAAACUUGUGCUCAGCCAGAAGUUCAGUGGAAGUUACAGCAGUUUCAAGAUGCAGGGAAUUUCUGUUGCAUGGCUUUAAAUACCAUUGCCAAAGUCAGUACCUUAACAACUGACAUUUAUUUUAUAUGUUUCUUGAAGAAGAGUUCCGUAAAUUGUCAUAGUUUGGAUUUAAAGGUUAGCGAUCUUAUAAUGCAAGCGCGAUCUAUCAUAUGCUUACCCAGAAAAAGAACUUUGCUUGAGUUAUGCAAUUUCCCUCCGACUAAGUGUUUCAAGCCACCGUUGCCGCCAGAUGUUGUUUUUUCAUACUACGUAGCCUCAACUCGGUUUAUUUGCGCGGCAUAUCAAGUGACUUCUAAGCAAAAUGGUUUGUAG
Enterobius vermicularis (human pinworm) is the source of this 813-nucleotide messenger RNA. Lineage: Eukaryota; Metazoa; Nematoda; Chromadorea; Rhabditida; Oxyuridae. The record is from the annotation of a GenBank genome assembly.